CAGAUUUUUAACAACAUGGCGAAUAAGUGUAGCUCUUGUCUGUGUAUACUAACGGAUGAAGAUACUGUGAGACAUCCCGGUUCCGAAUGCGAGCAUUCAUAUCACUUGAACUGUGCGAAGCAUUUGCUCCGGACGUCGUUGCAUAGUGAGGUUAUUGCGCUUUUUAAAAAAUCAUGCUAUGGGUGCACCACCUUGUCUUCAUCGUCCGGUGCUGCAGCUAUAGAGUCAAUCAAUUCCAUCAUAGAAUCGGUAGAGAAGAAAUUGGAAUCCAUGAAAGUUUUAGAUGAAACUAUUAACGAUGUUUCAACAAGGAUUGAUAACUUCAUCAACUCGGAUGGGGUUUUGAAAAGCGAAUGGCCGAAUCUCGAUGAGUUUUUGGCCGGUAUUAAAAACAGCCAGAAGCGUCUUCUGGAAUUGCUCGCCGAUCAUGAGCACUGCAUUAACAAAAUUGGAGAUACCCUCGAUCAAGCAAACAGUGUAACUUGUAUUGCCCAGCAGGAACAGUGGCUUCUUGAACUGCCGACAAGCUCCGAAUUACCCGAGAAGCAAGGCCUGCAUCUGCGGAGCAUAGAGGAGCCCAGGAUGACGGCGGAAACUGCGGCCCCCUGCGUCCAGGGGGUCAGUGCCAUGGGUUCGGCCUCCCAGCAGGGCCAAGACAGCGGUGGACACAUGAAGUUUUAUUACACGAACGUAUCAUCAGCACCUGCGAUAUACGACCCGGAAUACGCCCGCAUGGAGGCCUGGCUCGACGAGCAUCCGGACUUUGUCACCGACUACUUUCUCAGGAAGGUGACACGUCAGACGGUAGAUUUGUGGCUGCUCUCGCACGCGACCCCAACCUCGGCGACGGGGAGCUGCAUGGAGUUGUCAAGCCCCACACACGCAGCCCCGUCUUCCUCGAGUCGCGGUGGUUCCGGAGCGACGACACCCGUCAGAAAGAUAUCAGCCCACGAGUUCGAGCGGGGCGGCCUUUUGAAGCCGAUCGUUAACACCAUCGACGGGACCCCGACGUUUUUGAGCGUCUCCGGAGAACCGGGACAGCCGGGAAACCAGCAGGUCGGAGCCGGGACGCCGGGACGACCGCAACGUCGCUCGAGACACGAGCUGCGACACCUCGACGAAAAGGAUCUCAUAUUUGAGCUGGUAAAGGACAUCUGCAAUGAGCUGGACGUGAGAUCGCUGUGUCACAAAAUUCUCCAGAACGUGAGCACAUUGCUGCACGCGGACAGAGGAUCGCUGUUUCUAGUCCAGGGUGAAAGGGGCGGCGGUUGUACGCCGCACAAUAACCGGAAUCGUGAUCACGGUCAAGGGAGGAAUCAAUCAUAUUCGAGGAGUCGAUGUCUCGUCUCGAAGCUGUUCGACGUGUGUUCGAGGUCCACCCUCCUUGAGAUGGAGAAGAAAGACGAGAUUAGAAUACCCUGGGGUACGGGGAUCGUCGGUUACGUCGCGGAGAGCGGGGAACCCGUCAAUAUUCCUGACGCGUACAAGGACGCCAGGUUCAACCGGGAGAUAGACGCUUUAACGGGGUACAGAACCAGAGCUCUGCUCUGCAUGCCCAUCAAGGACUGCAGCGGAGACGUGGUCGGGGUCGCCCAGGUGAUCAACAAACUUGGGGGCGAGGGCCAAUUCACAACGCAAGAUGAAAAGGUGUUCGCCGGAUAUCUCCAGUUCUGUGGCAUUGGUCUUAGGAACGCACAGCUCUACGAGAAGAGUCAGUUGGAGGUGAAACGGAAUCAGGUUCUUCUCGAUUUGGCGCGGAUGAUAUUCGAGGAACAGAGCACCAUCGAGCACAUGGUCUUCAGGAUUCUGACCCACACCCAGUCCCUCAUACAGUGUCAACGAGUCCAGGUUCUUUUGGUCCACAAGGCGUCGAAGAUCAGCUUCUCCCGCGUCUUUGACUUCGAGGCGAGUGACCUCGCCGGAGAGGAUUCGGAUUCCCGCACUAGUCCCUUUGAAAGCAGAUUUCCUAUCAACGUCGGUAUUACCGGUUACGUAGCCACAACCGGUGAGACGGUGAAUAUCCCCAAUGCCUACGAGGACGUCAGGUUCGACCCAUCGGUUGAUAACGGCACGGGGUUCCGCCACCGUGGAAUUCUUUGUAUGCCAAUCAAGAACUCCUCGGGGCAAAUAAUAGGCGUUAUUCAACUGAUAAACAAGUUCGACGACCUCGCGUUUACUAAAAAUGACGAGAACUUCGUCGAGGCGUUUGCCAUUUUCUGUGGUAUGGGUAUCCACAACACUCACAUGUACGAAAAGGCUGUGAUAGCGAUGGCGAAGCAGAGCGUCACCCUCGAGGUUUUGAGUUAUCACGCUUCAGCGUCUCUAGAAGACGCGCUAAGACUGAGGCAGGAGUUGCGGGUUCCUUCUGCGGCGCAUUUCCAGCUCCACGAUUUUAAGUUCGACGACAUUCAUAUGAAGGACGACGAGACACUCGCCGCCUGUCUUCGCAUGUUCCUAGACCUUGACUUCGUCGAACGAUUUCACAUCGAUUACGAAGUUCUUUGCCGAUGGUUACUUAGCGUCAAGAAGAACUACAGGAACGUCACGUAUCAUAACUGGCGACACGCUUUCAACGUGUCUCAAAUGAUGUUUGCCAUCCUUACGGCCACUCAAUGGUGGAAAAUCUUCGGAGAAAUCGAAUGCCUAGCAUUGAUAAUUGCCUGCUUGUGUCACGAUCUUGAUCACCGGGGGACCAACAACUCGUUUCAAAUCAAAGCGUCUUCGCCGUUGGCACGACUUUAUUCCACGUCUACGAUGGAACACCACCACUUCGACCAGUGCUUGAUGAUUCUUAGCAGCCAUGGUAAUCAGAUCCUAGCAAACGUCUCGCCGGACGAAUAUUCCCGAGUAGUCAAGGUCCUGGAGGAGGCCAUCCUAUCGACCGAUUUGGCCGUCUAUUUUCGCAAGAGAGGAGCAUUCCUCAGUCUAGCCCAGGGUGGGUCGUACAAUUGGGCGCUAGGUGAACACCGCGAACUGUUACGUGGCAUGUUGAUGACCGUCUGCGACUUGGCAGCGAUCACAAAACCCUGGGAGGUCGAAAAACGCGUCGCCGAACUCGUGACCAGCGAGUUCUUCGAACAGGGUGACAUCGAGAGACAAACAUUGAACAUUACUCCUAUUGAUAUUAUGAACAGAGAAAAAGAGGACCAAUUACCGAUGAUGCAAGUCGACUUUAUCGAUUCCAUUUGCCUUCCGAUAUACAAGGCAUUCGCGCUGCUUUCGGAUAAGCUGGAGCCGUUGGAGGAAGGAGUUCGAAGUAACAGACAGCACUGGAUUGAUAUUGCGAAUUCGCAAAGCGACAGCCCGAAUCAUCGUACGAAUCACGAUAGGUCCUUGGUUGAAUCAGCCUCGGAAAAUUCGGACAUCGAUGAAAACGAAGACACUAACGAGGGUCACAGUAUCGAGCAGUAGAUUAUACAUAGCGUCGGGACGAUUAUGCCUCCUCAAUUUGACUUCAAUACCGUCCUCGCGAUCCGUACUUGGCCAGCACUUGAGCAGGCUUAAAUUCAUAAGCUCCUUUCACGGUCGUGUCAGAGGAUUGAGGUUGAACCGCGUUUUAAACCUGGCAAAUAUGUAAACAGCGAUUCGAACUCGCGUUGGGCUCUUUGUCAUAAGAGCUGACGCGAUAUUUGACUGAUUGUGAGUCGUCGGUUUAAUUCAACGAGUCGAGUCAGUCAGAAAGUUUUACCUAUUCAAAGUCCAAGUGUCAGGCAUUCGCUUCGGUGAUAUUCGACGUGCUUCGAUGCAACCGCGUUGGUGACCUCGUACAGCGAGUUUACUGGGACCAUAUAAUAGCAUUGAAUUGCCGUUUAGUUUAUGUGCAAUCUAAGUGCAGUUAUACGGACACGGGGUGAAUUUCGAAUGGCUUGAUACUUUGAUUUUACUGAUUUAUAUGUGGCUCGAAAUCCGUUUCAAGCUACCGCUGUCACCGGUCGAAGCGAGUCCUGAUACUGACUGAUACAAAGACUUAAUUCUCGGUUCGUUCGCUCGGCGACAGAGCGAUAGUAUUGAAAAACGGCUAUGAUGCGCUAGGCACGACUUAAGCAUAUCUUAAGUUUUUAAGUGUAAAUACCUAGAUCGACGAAUGGUUCAGUUUUCCUCCUCGAAUAUGAGCAACGACUAAGUGUGAAUCAUCAAAUCGUGUGAUUUUAACCAAAUUUUAAAGAAUUAAAGAAUUAAAUAAAAUAUUAACCUAAUUAAGGAAAAAAAAAAAUAUGAUCGUCAUUUAAAAGGCUGUCAGGCGGGUGAGAACACGUUUUGAAAUAUUUGCUCUCUGUCACGGUGCUCCGUAUACUGUAUGUCAAGGACAUCAGCGCACCAAUUAUUUAUUUAAAUUUUAAAAUAAUAUUAUUACGAUGUAGGAUAUAUAAAUGUAAGGAACGCUGCCAACGGUUGAUUGCAAUCCUAUGUAUUUAAACCGAAGAAAAACAGCAUUCGAAAAACGAGAUAAUAAGUAAGAA
Diprion similis is the source of this 4460-nucleotide messenger RNA. RefSeq names its product dual 3',5'-cyclic-AMP and -GMP phosphodiesterase 11. The coding region runs from base 16 to 3411 and encodes 1131 amino acids. The record is from RefSeq and is a predicted model, not a curated record. Gene Ontology annotation, molecular function: 3',5'-cyclic-AMP phosphodiesterase activity; protein binding; 3',5'-cyclic-GMP phosphodiesterase activity. Gene Ontology annotation, biological process: signal transduction. The transcript is spliced from 15 exons. NCBI's taxonomy places the organism in Eukaryota, Metazoa, Arthropoda, Insecta, Hymenoptera, Diprionidae.